UCUAAAGACGUGAAAUGAUUCUCCUAAAUUCAAACGGAACUUUGCUCAACCUUCAUUCACUGUCUGACAUGGACGAUUGUUAAUAAGGAUGUAGAGCGCCCUCAAUGGGCACUCGACGGAACCAUCGUCAAUUUAGAAGAGUAUUCUGCAGACUGCAAAUAUAAAUACGAUGAGCAUCUAUGUAAAGUCAGCUCGUUGACAUUUUAGCACAUAUGGGAGAAAAGUAGAAUGGUACAACGACUAGUAAAAAAACCUCAAACAAUCAAAGGUUAAAACAAGCUAAUGCUAACGUUUUUUAACGGCCGGUGUUCGUAGCUAGCCGUUGGCAUAGUUUUCCACAUCAAAGCUUCGAAAAGGCGUCGCGUGAGCAUCCACAAUAUUCCCAUUUUCAUUUUUCAAAAUCAUGAAUACGAUCCGAAUCGGAUUUCAAAAUGCAAAAGGGUUGCCAAACGCAACAAAAGCCUUCAAACGAGUGCCAGCUCUACAACGACCCCAGGUUCGCUGCUACCUUCCCGGGUGAUGAGGGCACAGCCGGGCGAUGACAGAACCGUCCCAACCGGACCAACCUCAAGCUGAUUCACCAGGAGCAGUGGCUAUACGCUGAGCCCCUCCCGGAUGACCAAACUUCGCACCCUAUCUCUGAGUAGGUGCAGUAGAUCCCCAGAAAACCAACAAGACCCAGAAUCCAAGAUACACAACUCACAAGACCUGUCAUGGGUGUGUCUGGCCUCGACCCGGUGUACUCUGUCAACAAUGAGCAGCAGAUGGGUGCUUCGCUGGAGAUUGUGGUGCCCAAGGACAUGGCGGAUGGCUUUGUGAACAACAAAAGGGAGUGCUUCAGUUUCAGGUUUCAAAAAGUGUUUGACCAAGCAACCAAACAAGAAGAAAUAUUCGAACAUGUCGCAAAACCAGUUGCAGACAGUGUAUUGGCUGGCUACAAUGGCACCAUCUUUGCAUAUGGUCAAACGGGCAGCGGGAAGACAUUUACCAUCACAGGAGGAGCAGAGCGCUACAGUGAUCGUGGCAUUAUUCCCCGCACACUUUCGUACCUCUAUGAGCGCUUCGCUCAGGACAGCAGUACAGUGUAUAGUACCCACAUAUCGUAUUUGGAGAUUUACAAUGAAAUGGGUUAUGACCUCCUGGAUUCCAGACAUGAAGCAUCUCGACUGGAGGACCUACCAAAAGUAAUUAUUAUGGAAGAUACUGAGCAGAACAUCCAUCUUCGGAACCUUUCUUUGCAGCAGUCUGCAAAUGAAGAGGAGGCUCUCAAUCUGCUGUUCUUGGGUGAUACCAAUCGCAUGAUUGCAGAAACACCCACGAACCAGGCUUCAACACGGUCCCACUGUAUUUUUACCGUGCACAUGUGUCGACGUGAGCCUGGCUCUGCUAUGUUGCAGCGCUCUAAGCUCCACCUGGUGGACCUGGCCGGGUCGGAUCGAGUCAGCAAGACCGGCUUGAAUGGGCAGUUGCUCACGGAGGCCAAAUACAUCAACCUUUCCCUCCAUUAUUUAGAACAGGUUAUCAUCGCUCUGUCAGAGCGGAGUCGCUGCCAUAUUCCAUACAGGAAUUCUAUGCUGACAUCUGUGCUGAGGGAUAGCCUUGGAGGCAACUGCAAGACCAUUAUGAUUGCCACUAUGGCAGUUGACAAGACGAACAUAAAUGAGUCCAUCUCUACGUGUCGCUUUGCCCAGCGGGUGGCCAUUAUCAAGAAUGAAGCAAUAUUGAAUGAGGAACUUGAUCCUGCCGUGUUGAUUGCGCGCCUGAAGCAGGAGGUUCAAUGUCUGAAGGAGGAGCUGACCUUGCUGACAGGAGAGGAAAGAGAUGACCAGCUAAGUGUGGAGGAGAUGACCAAGUUGCAAGAGUCAGUCAACACCUUUCUAGACGAUCCAGGUCCAGACGUGACACUGACUUUAGGACCAGACAUGCGAAAAAUCCAGUACUGUUUUUGCCUGCUUAAGAGAAUGAUUCUGGGCAAUCAAAAUGGAAACAGCAGUAACCAUGAUCUACAGGAGUCACCAGCAGCCAUACCAGAGGAAAAAGACAUUAAGGAGCGCCACUGUGCAGAAGAAGUCAUCAAACUAAAGGAGUUGCUGGAGCAACGUGAUCAUGAAAUCCGUAUCCUGGUUAAGAUUUUGAAGAAGGAGAAAGAAAGGGCCAAUGACACAGCAAAGCAGGUCACAAGUAUUUCCAGUGGACGGAAGCCUGCAGCCGAGAGUGAUUCUAUUUGGUCAGCAAAGCGACAACAAAAAGUGGGAAACAAUGAAUUUACCUCAACUGGUCAUGGAGGACGAGCUGCGCACUACAUGCAAAGAGGACCACAGCUCUCAGUAGGAAAGCAAGAGGCCUUUGAUACCUUUGUCACAGACCAUAAGGAUUGUCACAUCAUUGAAGACAACAAGAGUCUGCUCAAACAGAGGACAGCAGAAGCCAGACAACUUGGGGAGCAACUUCAUGACGCCAAACAAAAAAUCAAUGAGUUUAAGAAGCAGUUGGAAGUGCGUCGAAGACAGAGAGCCGCUUUUGGUGUGAUUGGAAAUGACGACGUUGGGGGGGAGGUGGAUCCAGUGGAGGAAAACCUACGUGAACACAUUGAGCAAGAAAAAAAGAUCUACAAGAGCACCGCUUGCCACUUGAAAGUAUUGAGGACCGAGAUUGAACACCUGCAGCUGUUACUGGAAAGGGCCAAGGUCAAACUCCACAAGGACUUCCAAAGGUGGUGGAAUGAGGAGACUUCCAACGUGCAGGACUCAAAAGAUGAAACAAGAAGUCAGACCAGAUCCCUGUGUGGAACCUUGCCGCCAUCCUCGCCUGGUACUCCAGGUUUUGAAUCCAUGCAGGCAAUAUCUGGUCUGAACGCCACUGUAAGACCUCAUCCAGCAGAUGGAGACUGUUCAAGUUCUUCGCGUCAGGACUUUCGAACCCUCCUUCCCAAGCUGGCGUGGGCCAAUACUCUGCGAGAGGACCAGAGACCUGACCUCACUUCUUCAUCAGAGUGGAGAACCCUUUCCAAGUCUACUCUCUCGCCGUCUUCUAUCCCCCUGACUGGAGACCAGCAGGCUGAUGCAGACAUCUUGGCCUUCAUCAGAGCCCGACAAAACCUCCUCAACAGGACUGGUAUCACACGUGCUCUUCAGAAAUAACAUCAACCCAUGAGGCCUCGACUUAUCCUUCGUGCAGGAAAACAGAAUGGACAUUAUGGACACUUGAUGUUGGAGACACGAGAAAACGAAGAUCACAUGUGGAACUUAAACAUGCUAGUAUGAAGAAAAUGGUUGUGUGCCAACACGCGUCUCUCUAGCGUCACUGCCAGUGUACUUCUACUGUGCAGUAGCAGAGCCCCUGUUGGCCAUUUGAUCUGAACAAAUGUUGUUUCAAGAUGUGAGAGGGGGCACAACAAGAGGAAGCCUGUUGGCGCCAAUGUCAUGAGUUGGAACUUCUUCACAUACAUGAAUUAUAUCAGAUGUAAAAAGAUGUGGCGUAAAAAUGCACAGUUUUGAUUGAAUGAAUAUUACCUUUUUUCAUGGUCAACUGGGAUAGUCUCCAGGCCACCAGCCCUCCAAAUGUAUAUUAAGAUAUCAUAAAUAUGUCAAAAUACAACGUGUUUAAUUAAUACGCAUCAGCUAUUUUUAAAAUUUUUCAAAAAUUACGAUUAUUGAUUGAGCUGGCAGCACGGUGAAUCAGCUGGUAAAGCGUUGGCCUCACAGUUCUGAGGAUCCGGUUUCAAUCCCGGCCCCACCUGUGUGGAGUUUGCAUGUUCUCCCUGUGCCUGCGUGGGUUUUCUCUGAGCACUCCGGUUUCCUCCCACAUUCCAAAAAACAUGCAACAUUAAUUGGACACUCUAAAUUGCCCCUAGGUGUGAUUGUGAGUGUGGCUGUUUGUCUCAAUGUGCCCUGCGAUUGGCUGGCAACCAGUUCAGGGUGUACCCCGCCUCCUGCCCGUUGACAGCUGGAAUAGGCUCCAGCACUCCCCGUGACCCUCAUGAGGAUAAACGGCAAAAGAAAAUGGAUGGAUGGUUUGAUGAUUGAGCUCUUGUAUCUGGAUCUCAGUCGAUUAUAUAAAUCAUAUAAAUUGUCAUCAUGAAUAUUGUUCGUUAAUCGUUUGACAUGCAAACCCCAAUUCCAAUGUAGUUGGGGGAUUGGGGAUUGUGUAAAAUUUAAAUAAAAACAGAAUACUGUACAUACCUCCAUCCACUUCCUCAAAUGCUCAUCCUCACUAGGGUCGCAGGUGUGCUGGCAGCUAUUUAAAAUGACUUUGAGCUCAAGGCGUGGUACGCCAUGAACUUGUCGGCAGCCAAUCAGAAGGUAUAUCUGGACAACCAGCCAUUUGCACCUACGGACAAUAUAUAGUCUUCAUAUAACCUAUCGUACAUGUUUUUGGAUUGUGGAAGAAAACCACAGUAAAACACAGAAGUCUGAUUUGAACCCAGAACCUCAGAUUAGUGAGGAAGAUGUACUAACAGUUACUGUGCCGCCAAAAAAAAAGGCUGUUUCAAAGCUCCUGACUGAUUCCCUGCCUCUGUCAGCAUAUAUAGGUCAUCAAAAUUGAGGCAUCCAACCUCCUCAGAGCCAUUGCAGCACAACCACCACCAAAAAGAGAGCACGCAAUGACGUGGGAACGAACUGUUUGCGUGGCUUUGCAUUGAUUUGUUUGACAGAUGACAAGCAGCUGCACAAUUUGCAUCAAGCCGUCUGAGUUGCCUUGGAGUCUUCUUGGAUGACAGCAGUCAUGACAGCUGUUAUUGAAUCGGGUGGCUUUCUUCAUGUUUGUGUGCUUUGA
Syngnathoides biaculeatus (alligator pipefish) is the source of this 4776-nucleotide messenger RNA. RefSeq names its product kinesin family member 6 (gene kif6). The transcript has 25 exons. The coding region runs from base 714 to 3140 and encodes 808 amino acids. Gene Ontology annotation, biological process: mitotic spindle organization; microtubule-based movement. Gene Ontology annotation, molecular function: microtubule binding; microtubule motor activity; ATP binding. The record is from RefSeq and is a predicted model, not a curated record. Lineage: Eukaryota; Metazoa; Chordata; Actinopteri; Syngnathiformes; Syngnathidae.